GUGAGAGGUCUGGUUUGCAUAGAGGAUCUUUGGCUGUGGUUGCGCACCAGUAGGAUGAUUUACACAGAGUGAGAGGUCUGAUUCUGUUUAGAGGAUCUUUGGCUGUGCAGCAGGAAGGGUUGACGGAGUACUCUGGUCGGUAUCAGCGGACCCUUGAUGGACAGGACGGCGGUGGUAAAGGUCGGAGCCGCGGCCAGCGCCAGUGUCUGUGCCCUGUUCGGUGGAGUGGUUCUGGCCCAGUACAUCGUGGCCAAGAAGAAGCGAGCAGGCAAGAAAACCCGCAUCAUUGAGAUGAUGCCUCAGUUUGAGAAGCCGACGGUGCACAUGAGGGACCCCGAGAGGGUGGAGCAGAUCAUCUGCGGCCUCAUCAAAGGAGGCGCGUCCAAACUACAGAUCAUCACGGACUUCGACAUGACGUUGAGCAAGUUCGCUGUCAACGGAAAACGCUGCCCGUCCUGUCACAAUAUCAUUGAUAACUGUAAUCUGGUGACGGAGGACUGCAGACAGAAGCUGCUGCAGCUGAAGAAUAAAUAUUACCCCAUCGAGAUCGACCCCAACCUCACCAUGGAGGAGAAAUACCCGUUCAUGGUGGAGUGGUAUUUCAAGUCCCACACACUCCUUGUGGAGCAGCGGCUGGAGAAAGACAAACUGCCUGAGGUGGUGAGGGAGUCUGAGGCUGCUCUCAGGGAAGGCUACGAGCAGUUCUUCGACCGCCUGCAGCAGCACGAUGUGCCCGUCUUCAUCUUCUCCGCCGGCCUGGGCGACGUGUUGGAGGAGAUCAUCCGCCAAGCCGGAGUCUACCACCCCAACGUCAAGGUCGUCUCCAACUUCAUGGACUUUGAUGAAAACGGCGUCCUGAAGGGUUUUAAAGGCGAGCUGAUCCACGUGUACAACAAACACGACAGUGCCCUGAGGAACACGGAGUACUUCAAACAGGUGAAGGAGUACAGCAACAUCAUCCUCAUGGGGGACUCCCUUGGGGACCUGAGCAUGGCCGACGGAGCGCCCAACGUGGAGAACAUCCUCAAGAUCGGCUUCCUCAACGACAAGGUGGAGGAGCGGCUGGACAAAUAUCUGGACUCUUACGACAUCGUCCUGGUGAAAGACGAGACUCUGGAAGUGCCCAAUGCCAUCCUCCAGAAGGUCCUAUAACUCCCCCUCCACUUCUCCCAUCAGCCCCUUCCAGCCAUGGGCCUGUCAGACUUCUGUACCCCACCCCCCACCCCCCUUUAAAAGCCUUUUUUUUUUUUUUAAAUACAUUUUUACUCCUAAAUGAACUGUUUUAAAAGCCCCCGCAGCAGCAUCAGCCUCCUUGUCUGUUUCAAGUGUUACUGAUGUUCUCUCCAAGUCGUUUUAGGAUAAAAACAUCAAUAUAAAUAACCAUGUUUUAUAAUUUGCACAUUAUUAUUGUUACCAUUGUUAUUCACAGGGUUAUUCUUGAUAAUGCCGACAGACUACUGAGUCUUUUGUGAAGCUGUCACCUCAGGUACUCUGGUCAUGUGACUAUGAAAGUUAAAUAAAAAUGCAGAGACUAUUUCCUUACACUAAAGACCUUUUAAUUUAUAUUUUUCCAAGUAAAAUGAAAUAUGAUGCGAGCAAUAACGCAUUAUUCGUGUAAACAAAGGAUUUCCAACUUGAUGAUGACAGGAAACGCACUUUAAAUUCUGUGUACGAGAAAUCGGCCUGUGGCAGUCAUUCUGAUUUGUGUGUAGGAAGAAGUUCUUGCACAGAAAAGCCAUGUUUACGUUAACAUUUUGAGCCUUAUUGUGCUCGUUUGGCAUCCUAUCGACACACGGAGGAAGAAGCAGCUCUUUACUCUCUGAAUUAGUUAACUUCUCUGCAAAGCUGACUCGAUAAAGUGUUCUCCGUGUCAGUGUUUAAGAUCUAAAAGGUAUUGAAUAGUUGUAAAGAUGGCGUCUAGUGGUCAGUAUAUCAGAUGCAAUGAUAAAGCCCCUUAAACCAAAGUAAAAGGUGCUGCAAUACUUAUUAAAAAGCCAUUUAAGUUCUGCUGUAUUUCAGUCGAACAGAAGGAGAAACUGCUGCCUGUGGUUCAAUAAAAGGCAGCAUUAGACGUACAAUAUAAAUAAUUUCAUCACCUUUUCUAUUUUGUGGUAAGAUUUGAGCACUACCUUUAACAUCUAUUUUUUGUGGAGGUUGAAAGUAUAAAAUGUCUCCUUGUGUUUCAAAAUGUUGCGUUCAAUGUUCUCUUUGUGUUUUAAAUGUGCUGCUAUCACCUGCAUGUUGCCUUUUCUUAUUGUUGACUUUAUGUAAAGCAAACUAAGAUAUAAUAUUAUAUAUGAAUAAAACUGGGAUUAAUGUCAUGCUGUA
Messenger RNA from Gymnodraco acuticeps, 2328 nucleotides. RefSeq names its product 5'-nucleotidase, cytosolic IIIA (gene nt5c3a). NCBI's taxonomy places the organism in Eukaryota, Metazoa, Chordata, Actinopteri, Perciformes, Bathydraconidae. The record is from RefSeq and is a predicted model, not a curated record. Gene Ontology annotation, cellular component: cytoplasm. Gene Ontology annotation, molecular function: 5'-nucleotidase activity; magnesium ion binding.